AUGAUAUUAUUUAUCUUACUCUUAUUCAAGGCUACAAACGCCGAAAUACCCAACAGAGACCUUCAAUUUCUCAACGAAUUGCCCUUGGAAAAACUGCUGAAGCUGAAGGAUUCUUUACAAGAUUUUGUGACGGAUAAUACAGAAAAUAUCACAGUUACGACACCAUCUUAUUUACAAUCAUUUGGAGCUCAGGCGUUAGCGUUAAAGGGACCUCCGAUAAAACGAACGGAUUAUGAGGAAAGUCUUUGGAAGAAAGAAUCGAAGAUAAGCAAUAUAUUCUCGAUGUCUGUGACGACGCUGGCCUUUUUAGCGUUUGGUGGUUAUUUGUUGUGUUUGAUUGUGCAAGCGGUGAAGGCGAAGGAACAAUACGCGGCAGCGGCCGGAUCUCAAACUACUUUAGUGGUGAAUUCUGCUAUAAAAAAGAGGCCUCAGAUCCAAUCACAAUUUCAGCCGCAGUUCGCAUCCUACGGGAGGAAGAAGAGGAAUGUUCGACAGCAGAGAAGUUUGAAGAACUUGGACCUCUCGCCCGAUGAGUUGUUCAGUGCGUUGCUGCAGUUCUGUGAAGGUUACGCUAAGUGGAGUGAGAAUGUAGAACGGUUUUAA
Amyelois transitella is the source of this 603-nucleotide messenger RNA. RefSeq lists its product as uncharacterized. The transcript has a single exon. The coding region runs from base 1 to 603 and encodes 200 amino acids. Lineage: Eukaryota; Metazoa; Arthropoda; Insecta; Lepidoptera; Pyralidae. The record is from RefSeq and is a predicted model, not a curated record.